Molecule: messenger RNA, 3770 nt
Organism: Periophthalmus magnuspinnatus
Lineage: Eukaryota; Metazoa; Chordata; Actinopteri; Gobiiformes; Gobiidae
Product: carboxy-terminal domain RNA polymerase II polypeptide A small phosphatase 1-like
Exons: 7
Coding region: 351-1142 (263 amino acids)
Molecular function (GO): RNA polymerase II CTD heptapeptide repeat phosphatase activity
Source: RefSeq, a predicted model, not a curated record
GCGCAGAGGGAGUGUCCUGAGUCCAAGCCUGGUGCGCCGCUUUAAGUGAAAGGGGGCGCCUUGAAACCGCCGUGUUUGUAUCUUGAAUCGUGAGCGGAGUUGAGCACCAUAUUGAAUCAAAGUUGCCAACUCUUUGACAAAUGUUUUCUCCAGUCUAGACUCGGUCGGUACGAGAGCGGAGAGCUGUUUUUUGGGCGGAAUGGCUUCGCGGUAAAGUGCUUUUUUUGGGCGAUGUUACGGUGAGCGCUGCGCCUCCGGUUCAUGGAAAGUUGGUUCAUGCAGCUGCGACUCCGCGAACUCUGCGUAACUUUUCCGUGUGAGGCGAGCGCAGCGCAACAGAGCUGGAUGUGAUGGACAAUCCGUCUUCAGUCAUCACCCAAGUGAGCCGCGAUGAGGAGGCCAACAAGACCGCGGCCGAGCGGGGCUCGUCCCCCUCCCUCUCCUCUAAGAAGCCCCGCAGUGGAGGGCUCUUCUCCAGCCUGCUUUGCUGCCUGUGCCGGGACCAGCCGGAGCCUGCGCCCGUCAACAACAACGCCCCCCUGCUGGUGGAGGAGAACGGGACGGUGUCUAAGAUCCAGGUGAAGCCGCUGCUGCCUCCAGUCAAGUCCAAAGACUCGGGGAAGAUCUGUGUGGUCAUCGACCUGGACGAGACCCUGGUGCACAGCUCUUUUAAGCCUGUGAACAAUGCAGAUUUCAUCAUUCCUGUGGAGAUCGAUGGAACGGUGCACCAGGUGUAUGUCCUGAAGCGACCGCACGUGGACGAGUUCCUCAAGAGGAUGGGCGAGCUGUUCGAGUGCGUGCUCUUCACUGCCAGCUUAGCCAAGUAUGCAGACCCAGUAUCGGACCUGCUGGAUAAAUGGGGGGCGUUCCGCUGUCGUCUCUUCAGAGAGUCCUGCGUGUUCCAUCGGGGGAACUAUGUGAAAGACCUGAGCCGACUGGGACGAGACCUUAACAAAGUCAUCAUCGUGGACAACUCCCCCGCGUCCUACAUCUUCCACCCGGACAACGCCGUUCCGGUGGCGUCCUGGUUUGACGACAUGUCGGACACGGAGCUGCUGGACCUCAUCCCGUUCUUCGAGAAGCUCAGCAAAGUGGACAACGUCUACACCGUGCUCAAGCAACAAGCCACGCCCCCCAGCUAACCACCCGGAACUACACCGCCACCCCAAGGCAGACCACAGCAACUACAGGCUCCUCACUGCCACGAAAAAAAACACCCUCACAGCUGUCCGCCAUCUUGGAGCCUUACGUUGUAGACUGCUCAUUUUAAACGCCUACAUUUUUAGUUGUUACCAGCUAAUUCUGGACUGGUACUGAUUGCUGAAGCUAACGGUUUUGACAAAAUGGACUGAGGGAGUUUUUGUUUUUUUUCCACAAAGGUUUACAUGCAAAAAAAACUUGGAAGAUUUUUGGAACCUUUUGGAAGAGCAUUAAAAAAUCACACUAUAUUUUAAAUUCGGGGUGCCUUUUAGCGAUUUUUAAUGUGGAAAAAAUCAGUGUUAACACGAUCGGAUCUACAAUUGGACAGCACUUUAUGAGAAAAUUGUGCCUUGUUUUGCGUAAGAAUGAACCAAGAUGGCCGCUGGUGCCUGCAGUAUUUGUGACACUACAUCAGCACCCAAAGCAGCUGCUACAGGUUUUGGAUUAUCUCCGUGCCAUGUUUUUGGUGAACAUUUUGGGGACCACGGCUCUUCUCCCCGUGUCCGAGCGACCGUGGGGCUAAUGUGCCUUCACUGUGGAGUCUUUCUAAAGCUACAGACGAAACUUGAACUACCCCCGAACUGAGAACAGAGGAGACGUGACAGUUGGGGCUUGGACAGUAGAAGCAAAGUGAUCCAGGAUUUCUAAAACCUCCUGAAGACCUAGCGCAAAACUACAGAUUUUAACUAUUUUUAUUGUUCAAAUAGGUUAGGUUCACAUGGCAUCACAACAUUGUAGAAUUUCAGAAAACUGAGCUGGACCGGGCAGGAUUCAAUGGUAGAACUGAAAUUGCUGUUUGUCAGAUUGGCACAGAGAUAUUAACCAUAAACCAGAUCAGCAGUUUUUGUUUCAUGCGGAUAGCCCCACGAAAUACAAAGUUCAGCGUGUUCUUUGUCAGUGUAAAUAAACAAAACUAAAAAGUGGUGCCAUUUUUCAAAAGCCAAGGGCGUGAUUGUUGUCUGUUGAAAGGACUUUAAGCCAUGAGAUUAAUAUGGCAAGUUUGUGGAGCCAAUCCCAAACAAAUAAUGAUCAACAUGUGUGGAUUUCUAUUUUGGAUAUUUCUGUCAAAAAAGGUAGAUGUCCCAUAGUGUUAUAUAUAGACCCCUGCCUUCCGUCUGAAAUUAUGGCUAUGAUUAUGAAAUUCUAAAAUGUGAACCCAACCUUUUUGCCUUAGAUUCUGUCUCACUAGCCUGGCUUGUCAUGCAUCUUUCUUAUUGUACUGUAUUUCUGGUGUGAUCACUUAUAAAAAGGUCCUAUAAUGCAUUCUUCCUGCACCAGUUACAGCCAACAUCAAGAUAUCUGCAACGGUCAAAAUGGUAAAAUUUAAGUAGCCUGAGAGUUGUGUAGAGAGGCAGGAGUUUUGCAGGAGUCGUUUAUUUACCGUCAGUACGGAACUCGGAGACAUGAACACUCAACAUGUUGUGAUAUUGUCCAUUCAAGUCUGCCCAUGCUUCCAUUGUAGGGAGCAUUAUAACCUCUUGGUACAGUAGUGCAGUUUCCCUAUCAGAUCUGAGCAACAGACUUUAUUAGCAUGUCAAGAAUGCAUUUCUAAAAGCUGUUAAUGUGUGAAAAUGGUUACUUCUAACAGUUAAAAUCAAACAAUACUGAUAAUUGAGGUGAAAGAGGAGCAGCAGCUCUACUCCAAGCUCCUAAUGUGUAAUGGUGAACAAGCUUCGCACAUUGGUUAGCUACGCAGUAUAGCUCUAAGGCUAACUCUUGGCCGUUUCCCAGAUAUGGCCAUCACUUCCUGCUCCUGCUGAGGACUUCCUGGAUCGACUCUUCUUCUACUGUCUGUUUUUAUGUUUUUAGUUCCACACUUUUUGAAGCGGUACACGUAAAACCAAUGUCAGUAUGUGCCACAGAGCUUCCUUCAAGAAGACUGUCGAAAGUCUGCCAUGUUUGUGAACUCGCUGCUUACCCUGAUGCGUUCUGGGUAAUGUAGUCACAUCAAGCUAAAGUGGAGUUACACUCAACGUUCUGUUUUUAUUUUAACUUUGUGCGUCGAUUUUAGUCCCUCGGAAGCGUUGACAAUAUUUAGACCGUUGUGAAUGAAAUGGUGGAUUUCACAAGCAAAAACAAAAAUUCCACCAUAAGAGUUAUAACAUUAUUUUUCUAUAUUUAACUAAUUGUCAAUCAAAUUAGCAUGUUCCUUUUUUUUUUCUAAAUAAUUACCGAAUUAAUUUUUUUGAGUGAAUUUAAUGUAUAUAAUGUUAUGAAAAAUGGUUACUUCAUGUUUGAUAUCACAAACACCAGCAAAAAAGUAAAUAUUGAUUCAUGACAGGGUAAAAAUGACAAAAUUUGAAAGUCAAAUCUAAAAACAUAUUUAUAGGCGCCAUGUUGUCACUAAGAGCCCAUCUUGUUCCGCUCACACAUUUAGUAGGUGUGUAUAUUUUGUUUUGCACAGUAAGAAACGCAAACAAAAGUGGUUAAUAUAUGGAUUAUUCAUGUUACUGUACUCAUGAUUGAAUAGCUGUAACCUAAUUUUUUGACCUGUUGUUUUAUCAUACCAAAUUAUAUGUAUGUGUAUGUAAUAAUGCCAUUUUCCUUCAUCAUAAAUGCUAAAUCAAAGA